Messenger RNA from Gastrolobium bilobum, 2102 nucleotides. Its product is annotated as apoptosis inhibitor 5-like protein API5. Gene Ontology annotation, cellular component: nucleus. Lineage: Eukaryota; Viridiplantae; Streptophyta; Magnoliopsida; Fabales; Fabaceae. The coding region runs from base 82 to 1731 and encodes 549 amino acids. The record is from RefSeq and is a predicted model, not a curated record. The transcript is spliced from 17 exons. Gene Ontology annotation, molecular function: mRNA binding. Gene Ontology annotation, biological process: regulation of programmed cell death.
UGAAUCCAUUCCUACUCAUUUUAACUCAUCUCUCUCUCUCUCUAUCUAUUUAUCUUAAACUCCUCAACUCAGAACCUUCCAAUGACUGACUCUUCCGAAGAGGCUGCUUACAUCGAGAAGCUCUAUGAAUACGGCGAGCAACUCAACAAUUCCAACGACAAGUCUCAGAAUGUGAAGGAUUACCAGGGAAUCAUUGAUGCAGCAAAGACGAGUGUUAAAGCGAAGCAACUCGCUGCACAGCUCAUUCCCAAGUUCUUCAAGUUCUUCCCUGAACUCUCCGGCCCUGCCCUCGACGCUCAUCUUGAUUUGCUUGAAGCUGAAGAACUCGGGGUUCGGGUGCAAGCUGUUAGAGGGCUGCCUCUUUUCUGCAAGGAUGCACCUGAAAAUAUUGACAAGGUGGUUGAUAUUCUUGUGCAAAUUCUUGGGUCUGAGGAAUUUGUGGAGCGUGAUGCUGUACAUAAGGCUCUUAUGUCUCUGCUGAGGCAGUAUGUGAAAGCUUCUUUGACGGCUUUGUUUAAGCACAUUGGCAGUGUUGAAGAGCCAAGCACAGAUGAUGUUAUUCGUGAGAAAGUUAUUAACUUUGUUAGAGACAAGGUUUUCCCUAUUAAAACGGAACUGUUGAAGCCCCAAGAGGAAAUGGAAAGACACAUAACUGAUCUCAUAAAAAAGAGUUUAGAAGAUGUAACCGGUAUAGAAUUUCGAAUGUUUAUGGAUUUCCUGAAGUGUUUGAGCCUUUUUGGCGAAAAGGCUCCAGCUGAGCGGAUGAAAGAGCUGAUUGGAAUCAUUGAAGGGCAAGCUGAUUUAGAUGCACAGUUCAAUGUUUCAGAUGCAGAUCAUAUUGACAGAUUGAUAUCAUGCCUUCACAUGGCACUUCCAUUUGUCGUGAGGGGUGCAUCUAGCAGCAAAUUUCUCAACUAUAUAAACAAAUAUAUAAUACCUGUUUUUGACCAGCUUCCUGGAGAGCGGAAAGUAGAUUUACUCAGAAGCCUUGCAGAAUUUUCACCAUACACAACGCCACAAGAUUCACGCCAAAUGCUUCCUUCUAUUGUUCAGUUGCUGAAGAAAUACAUGACUUGGAAGAAAACUGGAGAAGAGAUGAACUUUACUUAUGUUGAGUGCUUGUUGUACACGUUUCAUCACCUAGCUCAUAAGGUUCCUAAUGCCACAAAUAGUUUAUGCGGUUACAAAAUUGUUACUGGCCAGCCAUCUGAUAGGCUUGGAGAGGACUUUUCAGAGCAUUAUAAUGAUUUUAUUGAGAGAUUGAAUAACGUUGAGGAGUUCACCCGGGCUACAAUUAAGAAAUUAACUCAAGGAAUGGCUGAAAACAACAAAUCUAUGGCAGAUGCUAAAACUGAAGAAGAAAAGGAAAAAAUUAAAACUAAAAAACAAAAUGCUACAACUGGGUUGCGGACCUGCAAUAACAUUUUGACAAUGACAAAGCCAUUGCACGCCAAAGUGCCUUCUUUUAUUGGAGAUAAGAGAAUCAACCUUUCUUGGAAAGAAGCAACAAAAACUGCAUCAUCUGCCACACCAGUUGCUGGAGCAAAACGGCCUGCUACUGCGGCCAAUGGAUCCAAUAACAUUGCAUCAAAGAAGGGUCGGGGUGCUGGUGGUUUGCAAAAUCAACUUGUCAAUAGAGCAUUGGAGGGAUUAUCUGGUGGUGGGAGAGGUGGAACAAGGGGCAGAGGCCGGGGCUGGGGUGGUCGUGGAAGAGGAAGAGGGUAUCGUUAACUUUAUUGAAGUAUUGAUGUAGAAAACAUCAGAUUUCACGAGACUGUACCAGAAUACGCAUAGGACCUGUUAAUGUUACUGAAAUUCUUUGUCAGAGGAAGUUUUGAUUAUAGAGGACGAUGAAUUUUUCAUUUUGUUGUACUUUUUCCAAAGCUUGUUUAUGUACAAUACUGAGUUAUUGAUCAUUUUCCAAUCCAUUUGAUGCGAGCAGCAGAUGAAGACCGGUUGACGAAUUCUGAUGCCCUUUGGUAUGUAUGCAUGUAAUUUAAUGACAAGUGCAUUUAUAUGAAGACCAUGUCUAACUUGUAAGAAUUUUAGUUGUUUCAAGCAAAUAUGGAAUUAAAUAGUUAGGUUCUUUGUACAAGUGCCCU